AGCUUGCGCGUAUCGUCAUGUGGCAUUAUCACUUCAGGGCGAAUCGCUGGUUUAGCCUCAUCUUAGGGGUCAUUGUACUCCAGUCUGUACUGGCGUUUGGCCCAAUCGAUGUAACGGACGCCGAAUGGAUUGAAUACAUGAAUCUGAUGAGCAACUCUAAUUAUCGGUUAGGAACAGAAACUGAACCAAUUAAUUACAAAGUAAAACUAACACCGAAUUUAGUUAGUUUUACGUUUGAAGGUGAGGUUACAAUACAGGUUAGAGUUACCAGUCAGAAUCCAGUCAACGAAAUCAUACUUCACUGCAAUAGUUUGACGAUCAGUUCCGUGUUAGUUACACUGCCAUCCCAAACGCAAAAUCUCGCUACGGGUAAUACUUAUCAAUGCGAAGAUGGUACUGACUUUUUAAGGAUUCCAACUUCAAUUCAACUAACUUCUAACGUUGAGUACGUCGUCGUCACAAUGUCGUUUACUGGGGUUCUGACAAAUACCAUGAGAGGUUUCUACAGAAGUUGGUACUAUGACAGCACAAUGCAAAAGAGAUGGAUGGCAACGACACAGUUCCAGCCUGGCCAUGCUCGUCAAGCAUUCCCUUGCUACGAUGAACCUCGUUUCAAGGCCACGUUCGAUAUAACACUGGUUAGAGACAACAACGCCCAAUCCAAGCCUUCGAUAUCAAACAUGCCCAUAAAAUAUACAGAUAGUACUGUUGCUGGGAAAAUAGCGGAAACCUUCUACACUACUCCUAAAAUGUCCACCUACUUGCUGGCUUUCAUAGUAUCUGACUACAUACCAGUCGCAGUUGGCACGACCCCUCAACGACCAUUCACUAUCUAUGCUAGAGAUAACAUUAAAGAUACUGGCAAAUAUUCUUUGGAAGUUGGAGAAAAACUUCUGAAUUUGAUGGAAGAAUAUACUGCUUUCCCUUAUUAUGGAAUGGGUGAUCAUAUGGAAAUGAAACAAGCUGCUAUCCCAGACUUUAGCGCUGGUGCUAUGGAAAACUGGGGCCUGUUAACCUACAGGGAAGCUCUCAUUUUAUACGAUCCUCAAAACACCAACAACUUUUACAAACAACGUAUAGCUAACAUUAUUUCUCAUGAAAUUGCACACAUGUGGUUCGGUAACCUGGUCACGUGCGCCUGGUGGGACACUCUUUGGCUAAACGAAGGUUUUGCUAGAUUCUACCAGUACUACUUGACAGACAAGGCUGAACCAGAAAUGGGAUUCCCCACACGUUUCAUAGUCGAGCAGUUGCAAGUUUCCUUGCUAUCCGACUCCUUCGCAUCUGCCCACCCCCUCACCAACCCUGACGUGUCAGACAAGGAUUCAGUACGAGCACACUUUUCAACCAUCACUUAUGCUAAAGGUGCCUCUAUACUCAGAAUGACACAGCACCUCCUUGGUGAAGAAACUUACCAGAAGGGUCUUCAGGCCUACCUUAAGGACCGAAAAUAUAAUACUGCUGAACCAGAAGACUUAUUUAGAAACUUGGACGCUAAUGCAGGCAAUUCCCUGGCUAGUUACGAGGGUAUGACUAUCAGUCGCUACUUCAAAUCAUGGUCAGAAAAAGCAGGACAUCCUCUGUUGACAGUUAACAUUGACCACGCUAGCGGACGAAUGACUGUAGGACAACAUCAAUUCGAUAUCAACAAUGGCGUGUCUCCGAAUAAUGGUUUAUGGGACAUUCCUCUAACAUGGACUAGGGCUGGAGCUCCCGAUUUUAACAACCUCAAGCCUUCUGAAUUCCUUAGUGGCCCAUUAAAGAUCAUCGACCGUGGAAGCGUUGGACGAGAAUGGGUCAUUUUCAACAAACAGCAAUCUGGUUUCUACAGAGUAAACUACGACCAGGCUACUUGGACACUUAUUACUCAAGCUUUAAGAAGUAACAACAGAGCAGUCAUACACGAAUACAACCGCGCUCAGAUUGUCGAUGAUGUGUUCGUGCUGGCCAGAUCCAACAUCAUGUCUUAUAUGAGAGCGUUGAAUAUUCUUUCCUUCCUCGAAUUUGAAGACCAGUACGCUCCUUGGAUUGCUGCUAUUACUGGAUACAACUUUGCGCUUCGAAGAUUGGCUCACGACAAUAUCGCUCUUCAAAGUCUGAAGGACAUAAUCUUUGCUUCGAGCACGGCGGUCGUCCAGCGUCUCGGCUUCAUCGAAGGUACCAAUGGUAACUUCAUGGAUGACUUACUCCGUAUGCAUGUGAUGACCUUCCUUUGCAACGCUGGACAUGAACAAUGUUCCAACGUAGCCACACAGCGCUUCCAGGCUUGGAGGCAGAAUGGUGAUCGCAUUCCACCAAACAUGCGCCCUUGGGUGUACUGCGGUGGUCUUCGUAAUGGAAAUGAAGCGGACUUUGACUUUUUCUGGCGACGUUACUUGGACGAAAACUUAUCUAACGAGAAAGUCGUGAUGCUUGGUGCAGCAGGUUGUACAGGAAAUACAGUUGCCUUGCACAAAUUCCUGAACGUAAUCGUAUCCACACCUUCUAUCAACGAAGACGAAGACAUCAGACCUCAAGACUACAGUGCUGCUAUAAGCUCUGCUGUCACUAGCAACGAAGCCAAUACAAUGAAAGUGAUCGAAUGGCUUAUGAAUCACCCUCAACAUCUUGACACAGCAAACGGCAUCAGUCUUUUGUCGUCUGCUACAAGCCGAUUGUUGACCCAGAGUGAUAUUCUAAGGGUCGAAACCUGGUUGAAUACUGCUACCCAACUCAAAGCGGAGGCCAUUCAAGCGGCUAGAGCCGGCAUUGCUACAUCAACGGCAAACAUUCAAUGGUAUCAAAGAAGGCAACAUGAGUUCAAAGCUUACUUCGACACAGGAUACUUUGAAGAAGGUUUUGAAGUUCCUCCUUCCUCCAGUACUACAACUGAAGCUACCCCUUCCACACCUGAAGAUACCCCUUCCACACCUGGUGAUACCACAUCAGACACUACUAUUACUGACGAACCAGGACCAAGCUCUACUGAACCAACCACGACCGCGGAGCCCGGCUCUGCGAACAUUGCUUCUCUUAGCUUCUUUACUUUGAUAAUCACAGUUAUCAUCAACAUGGUUUAAUAUAAAAGCGUUCUGUUGAAGACUAUUAAUAAAGUAAUCAUCCAAAUAAGUGAAAACACCCUUCCCUAAGUUUGUUUCUCAGUAAUAUUCAGUGGUUGUUUUUAAAUAAAGACGAAUUUGUUUGUUACUUUUUAAAUGUAGCAUGCAUAAUAUUUUUUAUUAAUAAUAUAAAUAAAUAUAUUUAUUAACGUCAUCUAUAUAAUUGUUUUUUUAUCCAUUUGAAUUAUGAUAUGUUUGUUUGUAAGUAGGUACAUACAUAUUAUUGUAGAUAUACUUGGAUAUCAUUUUGAUAAAAUGUGAUAAGUAUGUAGCAAUUAGUGGCUACUAAUCUUGAAGUGAUAUCGAAACAUUGGUUGUGCCAAUAUUAUUAUGCUUGCUACUAAAAAAAUCUACACAGAAAACUUUAGUACGAUAUAAAGUUCUCAUAAAAUUAUACAUUACCUGUACAAUCCGGUAGUUUCACAUUAGUCGAAUUUAAGAUUUUUAUUUAAUUAUCAAAAACGAUGAUUUUCUAUGAAUUUUGUAUACAACAUAUUAGGGCGCCAUAGCGUUUUGACGUCAAAUAUCAUACUUAUUUUGGAUCGGAAAGAAUCGAUAAGAAUUUUAUAUAUUAAAAUCUAUGGAUCAGAUUACAAAUUAUUAUUUAGUAUGAUUAUGUUUUUAUAAUUAAUUGUACUAAACAAACUGCAUUAAAAUACAUUUUUUUUUACUUAAAAUGAUCCAAUUGAGAAA
Molecule: messenger RNA, 3791 nt
Organism: Spodoptera exigua (beet armyworm)
Lineage: Eukaryota; Metazoa; Arthropoda; Insecta; Lepidoptera; Noctuidae
Source: the annotation of a GenBank genome assembly